CUUAAACUGGAAGAUACUAAACAACCGUCAAAACUUGAUUUCUAAGAAAUUUUAUUGUUUCAUUAUAUCUAUAACUGUUGUACACUAAUGGAUUUUUCUCAUUCAAAAUAGAAAUGUGUACAGAGAUGAUACUUUAUGAAUACUUGCUGGCAUAUAUAUUACUCAAAAGUUAUCUAUGAAUAACUCGUAAAUUUUUAGUCAAAAAGCAAAUACUGCCUCAUAAAUUUUCUACUAAACUAAGAUGAUUACUUAAUCAAAAGUUUCUAUCAAAAACUCUUAUAGCAUAUACUUAAUCUUUUGUCAAUCUUACAAUAAUGAUUGGCACGGAACAAUGCUAUUUUUUUGUUUUGCUUGAUAUUGGACAUGUUUUCUUUUUUUCAUUUCUCUUUUUCUUUUUUUUUUGUAAUCGACCUACCUACUCAUAAUAUUCAUAGAUUCCUAAAACUUGACAUAUUCUUCAAAUUUUCAAUUGUGACAUUCAAAUCUUUUACUUAACUUGUUUCGCGGGUUCACGUUCACCCCGUUCAGAAAGGUGAAGUUAGUACGCUAAAAUCUAACUUCAACUUGAUACAAUGUAUAUAUAAAUAUAUCUGACACGUACAUACACGUCGGGUGAGUCAGGUUGGAACGACGAGAGCAUGAGAAAUUAAUCUUUGUCAGGAGAGAAAACCGGCAAUCGUAAUCGUCACGUUACUUACCAGUUUACAUUUACUCCAGAGAUAGUACAUACAUUUUAACAUUGCAUAUUUUACGAGUUGAUACUUGAAACGAUGAGGCGCGAUUUUCGAGUGAAACUGGAUUUCUCCAGAGUUUAUCAAGAUUCUAGAAGAAAAAGUUUGGUAUUCGUCGAAGGCGCGAAAAUCUUGUACGUCCGACAGUUGGCCGAUCAUAUUCAAAGGCUGUUUGAUGUUCCAAGACCUUUUCACCUUCUGGCCCGGUCUGAGGAUAUUUAUUGCUUUUUGCCCUUCGAGGAAGAUGUCAGGGUCCUUGAGAACAACGACACGGUUCAGAUAAUUCCUGGUACUGGAAUCAAAAAUAAUAGUGGAUUUGAUGAAACUUCGAAAUCCGCUAAUCUUCAACCGUUUCAGGAGACUGAUUCCAAAGCAAAAAAAGAUAAAGAUUCUGAAAAAUCUUUAUUUCAUAGCUCUAUGGCAACAGAUUUGAUGGCGAAUAAUACAUUUUAUCUAACGGCUCACCCGCAAACUACCCUGAAUAAAACUAAAGAAUCUAAAGCAUUUGAAGACAUUAUCACAGAUAAUAAUUCUGAGUUUUUGGACAAUGGCAUUGAGCCUGAUACAGCUGCAGUCAGUACAAGUGAACGAAAUCAUAAAAGGAAGCAAAAGAAGCCAGCUGAAACAUUUUUUAAUAAUGAACUAUCUUUUGUACAUACCAUGAACAGAAAACCAAAAAUUAUUGAUUCUGUCAUAUUGUCUGGAAAACACAUCCGAUUCAAAGAUGAUGGUUCCACAUUGGACUGCAUCACAGCAAAACAAAAUUGUGCUUUGGCGACUCAAAAUGGUCAGUUUAAUGAAAAUGAAAAUAAUCUAGCUGCACUCUUGAAUUUGAGACAAAGUUCAACACCAAUGAUUUUUGCUCAUAAAAAAAACAAGAAAAAUGAUAGUUUGAAACAAAAGAACGAACUUGAUGUAACACCAACAGAAAUUGAUUCCCAGAAUUCAAGCUUAUACACGACUAAUGUUUCCAAUAUCGAAGAUUUCACGCAACCUAAUGUCAUUGAAAAUAAUGAUAUUUCUUUCAAGGAAUUUAGAAUUUCUGGAGACUGCAAUCCACUAAAUUCUAGUCAUCAACAGUGUGAAGACACUGGUUCCAAAGAAAGAGAAAAUAAAGAUUACGAGAAAUCCUUAUUGGAUAGUUCUAUGGUAACGGAUGGUAAUAAUACACCAGAUUUGACGUCGGCGAACAAUACAUUUUAUGUAACGGCUUACCCGCAAACAAGCCUAAAUGAAAGUAAAGAAUCUAAAGCAUUUGAAGACAUUAUCACAGAUAAUAAUUCUGAGUUUUUGGACAAUGGCAUUGAGCCUGAUACAGUUGUAGUCAGUAAAAGAAAGCGCACCCGUAAAAGGAAGGAAAAAAAGUCAGCUGAGACAUUGUGUAAUAGUGAACUGUCUUUUGUAAAUACUAUGAACAGAAAACCAAAAAUUAUUGAUUCUGUCAUGUUGUCUGGAAAACACAUCCGAUUCGAAGAUGAUGGUUCCACCUUGGAUUGCAUCACAGCAAAACAAAAUUGUGCUUUGGCGACUCAAAAUGGUCAGUCAAAUGAAAACGAAAAUAGUUCUAGCUUGGCUGCACUCUUGAAUUUGAGACAAAGUUCAACACCAAUGAUUUUUGCUCAUAAAAAAAACAAGAAAAAUGAUAGUUUAGAACAAAGGAACGAACUUGACGUCAUAUCAAAAGAAAAUGAAUCACAAAAUUCAAGCUUAGACUUAUCUAAUGUUUCCAACAUUAAAGAGUGUACGCAAUCUAAUGUGAUUGAAAAUGAUGAUACUGUUUCUUUUAAGGUAUUAAAAAUUUCUAAAGACUACAACUCACAAACCUCUAGUCAUCCACAGUUUGAAGAGACUGGUUCCAAAGAAAAAAAAGAAAAAGAUUACAAGAAAUCCUCAUUUAAUAGUUCUAUGGCAACGCAUGGUAAUAAUACAACAGAUUUAACUUUGGCAGCUAACAUAUUUUAUAAAACGGCUUACCCAGAAACAAGCCUAAAUGAAACUAAACAAUCCAUAGAAUUCGAAGACAUUAUCACAGCUAAUAACUCUAACUUUUUUGACAAUGAGAUCGAGCCUAAUACAGCGGCAACCAGUAAAAGAAAGCGCACCCGUAAAAGAAAGCAAAACAAGUCAGCUGAAACAUUUUCUGAAGGUGAACCAUCUUUUGUAGAUACUUUGAACAAAAAAUCGAAAAUUAUUGAUCCUAUUACAUCAUCUGGAAAACACAUCCGACUCGAAGAUGAUGGUUCCACCUGGGAUAGCAUCACAGCAAAACAAAAUUGUGUUUUGGCGACUCAAAAUGGUCAGUCAAAUGAAAACGAAAAUAGUUCUAGCUUGGCUGCACUCCUAAACUUGAGACAAAGUUCAACACCUAUAACCUUUGUUUGUAAAAAAAAUAAGACAAUUGAUAAUUUAGAACAAAGGAACGACCUUGACGUUAUAUCAAAAGAAAAUGAAUCUCAAAGUAUCAUUCAAAAUAAUGAUACUGUUUCUUUUAAGAUACUUAAAAUGACUGAAGAUUAUAAUCCACAAAUUUCCAGUAAAAUAGUAGCAAAGCUGUUACAAAAAAGAGUAGACGGUUCUUACACCUUUAAAAUUAUUGAUGGCAAAGAUCAGUUAAAAGAACCAGAAGGCAAGUUUUCUCUUCCAAAUGAUGAUGAAGAAAGUCACAAUGAAGAGGCCAACGAUGUGUUCACCAUUGACGAAUCACGUAUUUUUGAGUUGAGUAAAGUUAAGUUGGUUCCUGCAUAAGUUAAGCGUGUUACAUUUAAUUUAAUUUUAUUACGUUAACUGAUCAAUGUAACGUACUUAUUAGCAUAUUUAAUAAGCGUGA
Copidosoma floridanum is the source of this 3558-nucleotide messenger RNA. RefSeq lists its product as uncharacterized. NCBI's taxonomy places the organism in Eukaryota, Metazoa, Arthropoda, Insecta, Hymenoptera, Encyrtidae. The record is from RefSeq and is a predicted model, not a curated record.